This is a messenger RNA of Colletotrichum scovillei, 4747 nucleotides long. RefSeq lists its product as uncharacterized. The record is from RefSeq and is a predicted model, not a curated record. Lineage: Eukaryota; Fungi; Ascomycota; Sordariomycetes; Glomerellales; Glomerellaceae. Gene Ontology annotation, cellular component: nucleus; cytoplasm. The transcript is spliced from 2 exons. Gene Ontology annotation, biological process: protein phosphorylation; intracellular signal transduction. Gene Ontology annotation, molecular function: protein serine/threonine kinase activity; ATP binding. The coding region runs from base 1491 to 3866 and encodes 791 amino acids.
UGCAUUUCCUACCGCACUUUGCACGCCUGGCCUGUGGACUAGGGGUACCUAUCUUAUUACGGGAGUACCUCAGAUCCCUACACAGAGCCACAGAGCCCAGAGGUUCCUUUCCUUUCCCAAGUUUCCCACCCCUCGUCCCCUCGUCCCCUCGCCCUCUCCCAAAUCCUCGUCUUCGCCCAUCCCGACGCGGGUCCACGGUGAAUCACUCUGCUGGAUCGUGUGUGGGUUUCUGCUCUCUAUACGGAGUACUGCUGUGAGGUAACCGUACUGCGCAAGGUACCGUACCUUACUGGUGCCUGUCUACCUUACACGGUACCGUACCGAAAGGAGUACAUACCUUUACACUCUCACUUUCUCUCACACACUCUCUUUCCUCCCCCGUCCCGUCCAUCCACUCGACCCUCGUCACCCAUUCAUUCUUGCUCUCCCUUUCCACUUCCGCUCGGCUUCUGGCUCCCCUCCUCUCCCAAAGCUCCCUGACCCCUUCCUCUCUCAUCUGUUUCUUCGUCCCUCUUUUUUUUAACAACCCAUAUGCGUCGCAGUUCUCGUCCAGCUUUUGCUAUCCAACAGGCAGAGCAUCCAUCAACUGCCGUCCGGUCCGCGAAUGCUGCAUUGCAUUUACAAGCAACCUGCUAUUACUUGAACUGCAUCCAAGCACUCACACCACACGCAUUGCGCAGACGGGACAGCAAAGACUAAGGUCGACAUCCAACAACACCACCACCACGGCCACCCAAACACCUCGUGCGUCGAUGCUCAUCUCUCCCCUCGUCACCAGCUUCAUAAUUCAACGCGGUUUCCAAAAGAGACCAAACCAACAAAACCUGGUCGCCCAACCCCCCUUCCACCUUCCAAGGGUCGCUUCCUCAUCAUCGCAAUCUCGACCCACGCACCCGAGAACAUCGUCUCCUCUGGAUAUCCACGUCUGAGGAUCCAUCCCCGAUCGACUGGUUCUAGCUCCAUUCCCACCCCCUGGACCCUUCCCUGGCCCUUUUAAUAAUAUCGACCACCUCCUGGCUUCGCCCGUCCCUCGCCGUCUCCUCUUCUUCAUCUGGUUUCGCUCUCUUGGUCCAUCCCAGCUCAGUCAUUCUCGCUUUUUUUCUAUUUCCAACAUCAACCUGUUCCCCGACCCAUUACUCGCGACAACAUCCGCACAAAGCAUUUCCUUACUACAACUUUCAACACUUCUUCAACCACACACACACACUACCACCACCACCAUUACCAACCCUGACUACUACUACUACUAUCAUCACCACAUCACCACCAACAAACACUACCAUACUGGAAAAGCUACCGGUCUGAAUGCCACAGGUUUCGCAAGCGGCUCUUACACAGAGCUCCUCCUAGUAAGGCACAGCAUUGGUACGGUCCAGGCUAAUACGCCUGAGAAAGCGGCCUUGGCCAGCUGACCCGCCCCAGAAACACCGUCGUCACGAGGAUCUUGACUGGAAUCAACGAUCACAUCCACACAACAAAACUCUCACAAAAUGACGGUCGCACACGAACUGGCCCACAGAGGCUCAUCAUCACACUCUGCCAACAACAUGGCUCUCGAAGACCGAUUCGAGGUCCUCAAGGAAAUCGGUGAUGGUAGCUUCGGCAGUGUCGUUCUCGCCCGAGUCCGUAGCGCAGGUGCUAGCGUGGCUCGUCGCGGUACGGUGGUUGCCAUCAAGACCAUGAAAAAGACAUUUGAGUCAUUUACGCCAUGCUUGGAGCUUCGUGAGGUCGUCUUCUUGAAGACGUUGCCCAACCAUGCCCACCUCGUCCCCGCCCUGGACAUCUUCCUCGACCCGUACACUAAGAAGCUGCACAUCGCCAUGGAGUACAUGGAGGGUAACCUGUAUCAAUUGAUGAAGGCUCGGGAUCACAAAUGCCUCGACAACGCCAGCGUCAAGAGCAUUCUUUUCCAGAUCAUGCAGGGCCUCGAGCACAUUCACGCACAUCACUUCUUCCACCGCGACAUCAAGCCCGAGAACAUUCUUGUCUCCACCUCAUCCCACCAAGAUACCGUCACUUCCUUCCGCAGAUAUUCGGCUCUCGUCACUCCCCCGUCUACGCCUCCCAAUUACACCGUCAAGAUUGCCGACUUUGGACUUGCACGCGAAACCCACUCAAAGCUUCCCUACACGACCUACGUUUCAACGAGAUGGUACCGAGCACCCGAAGUUCUCUUGCGUGCUGGCGAAUACUCCGCUCCCGUCGAUAUCUGGGCUGUCGGCGCCAUGGCAGUUGAAAUUGCAACACUCAAGCCACUCUUCCCCGGCGGAAACGAGGUUGACCAAGUUUGGAGGGUAUGUGAGAUCAUGGGAAGCCCCGGAAACUGGUACAACAAGUCUGGUGCCCGUGUCGGUGGCGGCGAAUGGAAGGAUGGCACCAGGUUGGCCGGCAAGCUGGGCUUCUCAUUCCCCAAGAUGGCUCCUCAUGCCAUGGAUACGAUUUUGCAGCAACCUCAGUGGCCCGCUUCGCUGAGCCACUUCGUUACGUGGUGCCUGAUGUGGGACCCCAAGACCCGCCCGACCUCAACACAGGCAAUUGCUCACGAGUACUUCGUCGAUGCCGUUGAUCCUCUGAGGCCGAAGUCCUCUGCAUCGAGAAUCUUGGGCCGCAAGCAGUCCGAUCUUGGCCGCGGCAACAAUUCUAACUCAUCUACCCCUACCUCCACCAAGCCGUCCUGGUUCAGGAAGUCCCUUAUUGGCCGCUCCGAAAGCGCCGAAGUUGCCGUUCCUCAAUCAAUUUCCAAGGAAUCAACCCCGAGACCAUCCCCCGUUCCCUCGCAGACGACGAACGAAGUCCCCGUUGCAAAGACGCGCCCUGCUCAGUCAAAGCGCACGACAUGGACGAACGGCCCAUCCAACGUCGCACCUAUGCCGAUACUUCCCUCGAUCCGCCCCAUUUCGCCCAUUUCCGAUGCGGUGACUGCCGAGGCGAGAAACGGUGUGACCUACAACGAUUCGUAUGCCAACGGUCGCCAGCGCACGGUUCAGAUUGAUGAGAAGAAGAAGAUUGGCAGACAAUUGUCGGUCGCCUCAAGCACUAACAACUAUGCCGAGAUUCACCGCCAGCAGGCCGAGCGAGCCCUCAACGGCAACAGUGGCCUUGCGUCGCCGCCCGGUGGUCACAAGGAAAGCUUCUUCUCGCACCUCCGUAAGCGUGCCCGUCGUUUCUCUGGCAGGCAUCAGGCCCCCAUGUCACCCAACUCGGACGAUGUCGAGGCUCAGGCCGGCUGCGGCCCCUGGAACAGCAACCGGUCCUCGAUGGUGAUCGAUAACAACGCGCCUACUCCCCCGCCGAAGCCUACGGAACUCUACGAGCCUCUUGAUAAGGCGUUGAGAGACGUCCAGCAAAAUCACGACAACGCUCCCGUCCCACCGGCACACCUCAUUACCCCCAGCAGCACUCUGAAGAGACAUCACUCUCUGCCGCAGCACCACCCGCGCUCUGUCGACAACCUGAUGGGAGCUGCCAAGGGAACCGGACCGAUUUCGAGCCGAACCCGUCGUGCCCACGCCCACGGUGUCCAGCACUACGACGCGCCCGAUGAAGAGGACGAGCUACUCGAUGAGGUUUUGAACUCGACCCACCGAGCCAUGAAGCGCCUUGAAAAGGACGGAAAGCCUGGACUGCGGCAGUCUGCCAGCAACAUUGGCAUUUCGAACCCGUACCCGACUCCCUCUCCUUCGGCCAAUGGCAACAACUCCGUGUUGUUCGGCGACAACCACGAAGCCGUCGCACCCAAGCCUUUGGAUCUCAAGAAGUCGCAUGGCGCUGAAAGUCAAUACAAAUGGCCUACUCCCCCGUACGAGGAGAGUGAAUGGGCUGCAUCGGCGUCAGCCAGCAUUUGGGCGGCUAGCAAUCGGUUUUGAGGCGGGGGGGCUGCCUCUGAAAGAGAUCUUCUCACAGAGCUGAGCAGAUACCAUCGCAAAAGUUCUUUGUGUAAUCACUUGCAUGGGAUGGGUGUUUGGCGUUUGCCGGUGUACCGUUCCCGUCCUCCAGGUUGGAGGCGAGUUCGACUCCGGAUCUCGAUUUUCUUUUGCCCAAGAUGUUUUGGAGCAGGGUGGCAUUUCGACUAUUCCACGAUAUCUUCGAUACCAUAGGGCGGCAUCUUCUACGCCAUCGCGCAAAUUUCUAUUUUAUUCUGCUUUUUUUUCCUUAUCGACUCAUCUGUUUCGAAAUACCCGACACUAUAGACUGGCGGGGCUGCCAUCGGCGCCCUAUACCAAAGAUAACAUUUCUUUUGUUUCUGGGACUCACACGGGCGAGGAGCGGCAGUCUCCCAACCGGAAGAAAAUGGACACGGUCCAAUAGGGACUGGGGACAAGAUAAGGGAGGGUCAAACAUGGUCACACAUUUCUGUACAAGGAAGGACAAGGGCAUAAUAUCUUCUUAGAUUCUCUGCGGGCUGGACACGUCAGACGACUUUGAGGAAAGCCAAAUCUGGCCAAAGGAUGCCCAACGGAUAGUUUGUCAUAUAUGGACCGCGGAAAACACAAAUGGUAUACAUAUGGGCAACCCUGUCAACGCUACUCAAAGGCUGAGUCUCGCGAUUGUUUACUCGAUCGCGCGGAAACUAUCAUUUUUAUAUUUGGAAUUUUUGAGGAUGAGGCGGAACAAAAAAAGACAUAUAGUCAACAGAGGUGGUGGAAUGGAAACUGUACGUAGGCGGACGAAUUUUUCUUGGAAGUCCUGCCAUAACCAUACUACAUAAUAUCAAGAUGACAUCCAAGCGAUGUACAUCGAUUACGAA